CUUGCUUCUCCCUCCUCGGUCCUCUCUGUCACCAGGCUUCACUCUUGGACUGGUCAGGGCUGGAGGGAGCCCCUCUUUAUCUGAAGCUUCCAGCUUGGCUGUGUCUCAGAGGGCUGGCCACUAGCCAAUUGACUUGAGGACAAGAGCAGUCUGGAAACUGAGACACAAGAUGGCCUUCCUCAAACCAAGGACUUCUUUCCUGGGGCUUUUCCCAAGCCUGCUCUUGCUGGGGGCUCUCAUCCUGGUAGCAUCAGCCCUGGAUGCAGUCAGUCUGGUGGAUUUCUGUGACCAGAUGCUCCAGGGGGAUGGGAUGAUUGUCCGCUCCCAUCCAGAUUCCCAGAAAUUCUACUUUGUGGCCCUAGAGACGGACUGCUGGCUCACUGUGCAGGCUGCAUCUCCCCAGGACAGAAUCCUGUUCCAGUUCCGUUUCUUUCUGGUAUACAGCCUGACCCAUCCUCCACCUUCUGAGCUGCCUCAGACAACCACCUCUGGGCUCAGCCAGCUCAGAGAGGACCCCUGUGCCACUGGCUCCUACGUGCAGUUCUAUGAUGGGCCAGCCAAGGAGGGUCCCCGCCUUGGGAAUCGGCUAUGCGGACUGACCAUCCCAGGCCCAGUCCUAUCCACAGGAAGAUCCCUGAGCCUACGCUUAGUAACGAGGGGCCAGCAGCCCAGGGUGGAUUUCAUUGGGGACUUCACCUCAUUCCGACUAGGCUCCAGCAUCUCACCCUGUGUCCUGGGCUCCUACUUCCUCUGCCGGAACAAGAAGUGCAUCCCCCAGAGCCUGGUGUGUGACACGUGGGGUAUCGACAACUGCGGGGAUGGCAGUGACCAGACCUCCUACCCCCCUGCCAGCUGCAGAGAUGUGACCACAGCCACCCUGAUGUCUCUGGUCUUGACAAUUCGAGGGACUCUGUACCCCAGCAACAGCAGCAACAGCAGCAACAGCAGCAACAGGCAAAGGUCACCAAGGACUCUGCUGGCAUCCUUGGUGCUGCUGGGCUCUGCAGGGGCCGUGGCAGGCCUACUCUGGUGCUGCUGCUGCCAUUCCCCAGGUUGGACCCUUGCCAGGACCAGGGCAUCCAAAUCGCUUUCUAGCUACAGUUCUGUCUAUGCCACCUGCUGCCCCUUGAGUCUGCCCCGCUGCCUCUGCAAAGGCUGGGUCACCCCUCAAGCUGGUUCUGGGAUUGCAGAGGACUUAGCUAGUGUGGGUCCUAGUGUGCCCAGCCUGCUAGCUUUUCUGGUGUACAUGGCAUCCCGUAGUGCCCAUCCCUACCCCGCCUCACCCUGUGGCUUUGUCCCCCGCCAACCCAAGGGGCAGGGUCAGCCCAGCCCCAAGGCGGGUAGCAGCAAAGCAUGA
Molecule: messenger RNA, 1357 nt
Organism: Dromiciops gliroides (monito del monte)
Lineage: Eukaryota; Metazoa; Chordata; Mammalia; Microbiotheria; Microbiotheriidae
Gene: LDLRAD2
Product: low density lipoprotein receptor class A domain containing 2
Exons: 6
Coding region: 170-1357 (395 amino acids)
Molecular function (GO): protein binding
Source: RefSeq, a predicted model, not a curated record